Pocillopora verrucosa is the source of this 1531-nucleotide messenger RNA. RefSeq names its product transmembrane prolyl 4-hydroxylase-like. Gene Ontology annotation, cellular component: endoplasmic reticulum. Gene Ontology annotation, biological process: peptidyl-proline hydroxylation to 4-hydroxy-L-proline. Lineage: Eukaryota; Metazoa; Cnidaria; Anthozoa; Scleractinia; Pocilloporidae. Gene Ontology annotation, molecular function: iron ion binding; calcium ion binding; procollagen-proline 4-dioxygenase activity. The record is from RefSeq and is a predicted model, not a curated record.
AUGACCUUGUUUAGUCUUCGAUGGAAGUUUUGUCUCCUUUGCUCACUUUUAGCUUUGUCAGCUUACUGCGAAAAGAAGCCAAGUAAUCGAACAUAUAACGUUUGUAGGUUUGUACGGGAGGGACAAAGAUGCGAUUACAAAAAGUUUGAUUCAAGCGGAGAUGAACCAUGCGUUAUCGGAAGGAAGGCUGGUUUGACAAGAAUAAAUGGCGUUAAAGUUGGUCACGUUGAAGAUGUUGAUCUUGGUGAUAUUGUGAGAAAGCGGAUUACAAAAGCUAUGAGGCCUCUUUUGUUUGAAAUUCCCAACUUUCUGUCUGAGGAAGAGUGUGGCCACAUGGUUAAUCUUGCGGAAAGAGAACGCUUUGUUACCAGUAAAGCUAAGGGAGGACUACAGUCCUGGAGUGAAUUUGAAAUCCCUGACAUCAGAAAUGGGCCAUUGCAUGUUGAUUAUUUUCAAUAUUUGGAUGGGGACAAAAAUGGAAAACUGACUAUCGAGGAGGUGAUGACCUACGCUAAAACGUACCACUAUUUGGUUCUAACAAAAGAGGAGACCAUUGAAAUGCUUCAUAAUGUGAAUAUCACGGAAUUAGACGACGGAUUUGCUACAAUUGAUGAAUUCAAAACAAUGAAUUCCAUGGGGUUAACGGAUUUGAUGUCAGCAAUGUCUAUGUCUCACCCGCUUCACAGGCCACGUUACAGUGAUCAGACUUGGGUCAAUCAGAGAUCUUUGGGCGAUCCAGUUUUAAACAAAGUGAUAGAAAGAGUUAUAGAACUCACCAGACUCUCCCGAGAAAUCAUCUACGGCAGUGAGAGGAUUCAGAUCGUCCGUUAUGGAAAACAUGGUCAUUACCACGCCCACUUUGACUCGGAGACAGACAAAAGAACUGACAAACGGUGCUGCCAACUUUAUGAAGAUGUGGUGCAAGCCUUUAAUAAAGAUGAAGGCUGUAGGCUCUGUAGAUAUGUAACAAUCCUGUUUUAUCUCAACGAUGUCGAGGAAGGAGGAGAAACCGCUUUCCCUAUGGCCGACAAUGUCACCCUUAGCAUGGAGUAUCUGACUUCAAGUCGUGGUGAUUUGGACUACUUCAAUCUUAGCCAUAACUGCCACCAAGGUCUGGCGAUCAGUCCACGAAAAGGAACAGCUAUCAUGUGGUACAAUCACUUACGAGACGAUGAGAGCGGCUGGAUGGGAGCAAGAGAUGAUUUUAGUUUGCACGGAGGUUGUGGCAUAAAAAGGGGAGAGAAAUGGAUCGCUAAUCUAUGGAUAACUGCACCUUACAAAGAUGGAGCUCACAUUCCUAGUUCCUGGCUCAGAAAGUUUGAUGUUAUAUAGAGUUGUAAACGUUAUCAGCAGCGAGACUGACUCCUUUUUUAAAUUAGAUUUUGAAGUGUUUAGCUCUAUGCCUUAAUUUAGUCUCCCUUUAUUUUCUUUCUCAGGUUAGAGAAAAAAGGGCUGAUUUUUUAAAUAUGGUUCACAGAACGUCUAAAGGACCGCUCAUGGUCAUGACUGUUUAAGUGUUUUUUUUUUUUUA